Messenger RNA from Sorex fumeus (smoky shrew), 1215 nucleotides. RefSeq names its product interferon-induced protein with tetratricopeptide repeats 2-like. The transcript is spliced from 3 exons. Lineage: Eukaryota; Metazoa; Chordata; Mammalia; Eulipotyphla; Soricidae. The record is from RefSeq and is a predicted model, not a curated record. Gene Ontology annotation, biological process: defense response to virus. Gene Ontology annotation, molecular function: protein binding. Gene Ontology annotation, cellular component: cytosol. Bases 67 to 1215 code for a protein of 382 amino acids.
CUGUCUCAGAAUUUCCAAAGAAGAAUCAGCUUGGCACCCUUCUUCCCAACAGAAGCAACUGCCAUCAUGAGUGAGACCAACAGUUCUCUGGAGCAAAUCCUUUCCCAGCUGAAAUGCCAUUUCACAUGGAACUUAUUUAAGAAAAAAGAUAUCUCAGAGGACCUGGAAAAGGAAAUGUGUGAGCAGAUUGAAUUUUCAAACCCCAAGUCCAAAGGCACAAUGUACAACAUGUUGGCCUACAUAAAACACUUACGUGGUCAGGACGACGCUGCCCUGGAAUACUUACGGCAAGCUGAAGAGUCAAUUCAGCAAGAGCACUCUGACCAGGCGGAAGUCAGGAACCUGGUGACCUGGGGAAACUAUGCCUGGGUCUACUAUCACCUGGGCAGACUCCCAGAAGCUCAGGAUUAUGUUGACAAGGUGAAACGGGUGUGUGAGAAGUUCUCUAGUCCCUAUAGAAUUGAGUGUCCUGGGCUCGACAAUGAGGAAGGGUGGGCACGGCUAAAGUGUGGAGGACUCCAAACUGACAGAGGCAUGGUGUGCUUUGAGAAGGCGCUGGAAAAACACCCACGUGAUCCUGAAUUUACCAGUGGACUGGCCAUUGCGGCAUACCGUGUGAGGGAAAAUCAGAUGCCUGUGAAUGUCACUGACCCUCUGCACAAAGCCAUUGAACUGAAUCCUGAUAACCACUACCUUAAAGUUCUUUUGGCUUUGACACUUCAAAGGAAGAGAGAAGGAGAUGAAGGAAAGAGCUUAGUUGAAGAGGCCUUGAGGGACGCUCCAAAUGACCCUGAAGUGCGUCAGGCUGCAGAGAAGUUUUAUGAAAGGCAAGGCGGUUCUGCGAAGAGUCUCGCCAGCCAGCAUUACUAUAGAGGAUACAUCUAUCGGGGAGAAGUCCUCCGGAAGUCAAAGAUGAUGUCAAGGGAUGAGCUAAAUGAAUUAAUUGAAAAAGCUAUAAAUGAACUAAAGACAGCUUACGAGAAGGAUGAAAAUCUCCCCUGGGUCUGCCUUUACCUUGGUGAACUCUAUUCCCAAGUGGGUGAGCACGAGAAAGCAGAGCGUUACUUCCAAGAGGAAUACAGUAGAGCACUAACUCCUGCAGCUAAGCAAAGAUUCCAUCUGCAUUAUGGCAAUGUUCAGCUGGCGAACGAGAAAACUGAAAAGGCUAUCCACCAUUAUAUGGAAGGUCUGUUUCUAGACCAGUACCAUGUUUGA